CUCCGUCGACGAGGCAUUCUGCCUUUACGAGCAACCUGUUUAGACCAUCUUUUGCUUACAAUUAAGGCAUUUUUCCUUCUUUUAAAAAUUCAUUAUGAGAGAAGUAAUUUCCGUUCAUGUUGGGCAGGCCGGUGUGCAAAUCGGUAAUGCAUGCUGGGAGCUCUAUUGUUUGGAACAUGGCAUUGGACCUGAUGGUUAUCCUUUGGAUAAGACAAAUCAGACACCUUACGGUACCAGCUACCGCGAUGAUGGCUUCGCUACUUUUUUCUCAGAAACCGGACAAGGAAAGUAUGUUCCUAGAAGCAUCUAUGUAGAUUUAGAGCCCAACGUUAUCGACCAAGUGCGCACUGGUACCUAUCGCGAUCUUUUUCAUCCAGAGCAAAUGGUUAGUGGUAAAGAAGAUGCCUCGAACAACUAUGCUCGUGGUCACUACACGGUUGGAAAGGAAAUGAUUGAAGAUACACUCGAGAGAAUCCGUCGCAUGGCCGAUAAUUGCUCUGGGUUACAAGGUUUCCUUGUCUUCCAUUCUUUUGGUGGUGGUACUGGUUCUGGUCUGGGUGCUUUACUUUUAGAACGUCUCAACAUGGAAUUUGCUAAGAAGUCUAACCUUCAAUUUUCUGUCUAUCCUGCUCCUCAAGUCAGUACUUCUGUUGUGGAACCCUAUAACUCUGUUCUUACGACUCACGCUACCUUGGAUAACUCUGAUUGUACUUUCAUGGUCGACAAUGAAGCCUGCUAUGACAUUUGCCGUCGUAACCUCGAUAUCGAACGUCCUACCUAUGAAAACUUGAACCGCCUGAUCGCUCAAGUGGUUUCUUCAAUCACUGCUUCUCUUCGCUUCGCAGGAAGUCUAAACGUAGAUCUAAACGAGUUUCAAACUAACCUUGUUCCUUACCCAAGAAUUCACUUUCCUCUUGUAACUUAUUCCCCCAUUGUUAGUAAAUCGAAAGCUUUCCAUGAAGCCAACAGUGUUCAAGAGAUUACGAAUCAGUGCUUUGAACCCUAUAAUCAAAUGGUUAAGUGUGACCCUCGUUCUGGCAGAUACAUGGCUACUUGCUUGCUUUACCGUGGCGAUGUCAUUCCUCGCGAUGUUCAAGCCGCUGUUACCACCAUUAAGGCCAAGCGUACCAUUCAAUUUGUCGAUUGGUGCCCAACCGGUUUCAAGAUCGGUAUAUGUAGCCAACCUCCUCAACAUAUUCCCGAUAGUGGUAUUGCUAAGGUAGACCGCGCAGUUUGUAUGCUCUCGAAUACCACUUCUAUUGCUGAAGCAUGGUCUCGUUUGGAUCAUAAGUUUGAUCUCAUGUAUAGCAAGCGUGCUUUCGUUCACUGGUAUGUCGGUGAAGGUAUGGAAGAAGGUGAGUUUUCUGAAGCAAGAGAAGAUUUAGCUGCCUUGGAAAGAGAUUACCAAGAAGUCGGUCAGGACUCUAUUGAUAAUGAAAUGUACGAAGCUGAAGACGAAUAUUAAUUCAUCCUCUAAUUUCCUUCGUUUAACCCUUCAUUCAUUCGUUCUCUUAUAACCCAUAGGAUAUCGUUCUUUAAUCACGCUACACUUCAGUUAAUCCCUGUUUUGCAUUACAAUAGCUGAUGAGCUGCACAUUCCUUAAACUAUUUAAGAACGCCCUCUGUCGAAACGAUUGGCCUAUUAUUUACGGUCAAAGGAUUUAAUAUCUAAUUUUUCUAUUUUUUAUAUCUGUCGAUUAGAUCCAAUAAACGUUUGUCUUUGUAUUAUAAGCUUGAUACCUAAUUCAAAUUUAUGUUUCUUUUCUUUGUAUCCUAUAAUUGUACUCGAAUUAAGACG
Molecule: messenger RNA, 1798 nt
Organism: Schizosaccharomyces octosporus yFS286
Lineage: Eukaryota; Fungi; Ascomycota; Schizosaccharomycetes; Schizosaccharomycetales; Schizosaccharomycetaceae
Product: tubulin alpha 1
Exons: 2
Coding region: 95-1465 (456 amino acids)
Biological process (GO): mitotic cell cycle; nuclear migration by microtubule mediated pushing forces; nuclear division
Cellular component (GO): microtubule; nucleus; spindle
Molecular function (GO): structural constituent of cytoskeleton; GTP binding
Source: RefSeq, a predicted model, not a curated record